AUGGGAACACCUGAUAAGGCGCUGGGAGCCGCUAUGUUGCUGGUUGCAGCGUUUGUAUUUGUAUACUACACCACCUGGGCGAUCCUCCUUCCCUUGUUCCCCGCCGAGCAUCCCUUGCAGAGUCUGUUUCCUCCUCGGGAAUGGGCUGUGCGACUCCCAGCGUUUAUCUUAUGCGUCGGGCUGGCUGCAAUCGGCUCGUUUAUCGGAAUGGUCAUGGUCAAGGAAGGGCGAAAGCAGCGCCAAAAACUCCUUGCGCGUCAAGCAUAA
Messenger RNA from Rhizoctonia solani, 267 nucleotides. Its product is annotated as dolichol phosphate-mannose biosynthesis regulatory protein. Gene Ontology annotation, molecular function: enzyme regulator activity. Gene Ontology annotation, biological process: GPI anchor biosynthetic process. Gene Ontology annotation, cellular component: endoplasmic reticulum membrane; dolichol-phosphate-mannose synthase complex. Lineage: Eukaryota; Fungi; Basidiomycota; Agaricomycetes; Cantharellales; Ceratobasidiaceae. The transcript has 3 exons. The record is from RefSeq and is a predicted model, not a curated record. The coding region runs from base 1 to 267 and encodes 88 amino acids.